Messenger RNA from Hemicordylus capensis (graceful crag lizard), 3045 nucleotides. RefSeq lists its product as uncharacterized. NCBI's taxonomy places the organism in Eukaryota, Metazoa, Chordata, Lepidosauria, Squamata, Cordylidae. The record is from RefSeq and is a predicted model, not a curated record. Bases 186 to 1934 code for a protein of 582 amino acids. The transcript has 2 exons.
GGAGAUGAUGAUGAAUGGCCAGGGCUUGUCUCAUCACAUUUAUAAAGCCUGGCUGGGAGGACCUGCGUUUAGAACAACUUGGGUUAACUGAUGCGUAAUUGUUAAUUUUACUUCUCGGACGGGAAGGCUUGGUUUUAGCGCGCCAGGGAGACGUUUCCCCGCCAACGUCUAGGGCGAGUUGUGUUAUGGGGAGGGCUUUUGUGGGCGCUCUCACCCUGCUACUGGCUGCAGGGAACUGUUUUAGUGGGGCUGGGGGUGAAUUGUGCCGCGGCUGGACGGGCGGGGCGCCAAAUGGAGCCUUCCAGUGUCCUGGGCUGCUGGACGGGGCGGACGCCAAGUUCUGUUGCGGGACCUGCAGCUUCUCUUACUGCUGCUCGUCUAGUGAAGUCCGGCUAGACCAAACUCGGUGUCCCAGAGCUGAGCAGCUGAAGGCAGCCACCGGGGGCCCGGAGCCCGCGCCCCGCCCACCUUCCCAAGGAUCUCCGAGUAAGAGAGCUUCAUUCUUUCUUUCUCCACCGGCUUUUGGAGAACUCAGAAGACUCCUCGACCUGAGUGAUGAGGUCAUCCUGGUGUUUUUUCUUAGCAUUCCUGCCGCUCUACUCUGCAUCUGUGGCGUGCGCACAGUGUGCUAUUGUCUUAGGGAAUCCAGGCGUGGCCCUGGGCAGCGGCUGAGCAUCUUGAAUGAGGACAUGGAGCAGACCCGGUUGGAGAAUCUUCAUUUCUGUCAAGUGCAUACUCGCUUCCCCCCACCUCUCCCAUACAGUGGUGGCCCACCGCCCUAUAGUGUUGUGAGCAGUCACCAGACCUCUACCGCAUCCCCCAUGUUGGAAAACCCGCCUGUUGCUGGCCAGCCAAGGCAUGCUAGUACUGGACAUCAAGAGGAUGAGGCGAUGGCCAAGGCUCCCGCUGCUCCUGAAGAUGCCGCUGUUCUGGGUUCCACCUCUGAGCCUGCCUUGGAAAUGGAGAAGGCAUCUCAGGCCCACCUCCUGAGUUCAGCUUCCUUGUCCUCUGGUGCAGAAGCAGCUGAUGGUCCAAUCACUCGACCUCCUGAUAGGCUGAAUAUUGAUACUCCAAGGCAUGUUGUCUUGCCCCCUUCUUACAGGGCUGACCCACCGCCCUAUAGCCUUGUGGACCCCCUAAGAGCUCCUGCUUUCCCCCCUGCUUUGGACAAUCCACAGGCUGAGCUGGAGGGGUGUGGCAUUCCCCCCAGGUGCUCUGUCAUGCCUUUCUCCUACCAUGGGGACCCACCAGCCUGGAACCCUGUGGGAGCUUGUGGACCUGGGGCGUUGCCUUCUGCACUGGACAAUCCCUCUGUUGUGCAAAGGAACAGCAGAAAUGCUGCGAUCCCAGAUGACGAGCAAGACACUCUGCCGCCAAUGGCCCUCCAGGACACCACCAUUCCAGCCAUGCUUGGAAAGAGGAGUGCUCCUGGUUCUGUCUGGGAGCCCGCCUUGAAAAUGGAGUGCAUCUCCUCCCAGGCCCACCUCUUGAGCUCAGCUUCAGGGUCCUCUGGAACGGAGGCAGCUCAUGAUCUAGGCACCCGGCCUCGGACGCGGGCAUAUAAUUUUGAGAGUCAGAGACGCACCCGCUUGGCUCCCUUGUACAGGGAUGAUGUAGGGUCCUACAGUGGUGCCUCUGCCUUUUCCCUUGCCUUGAGCAAUCUACAGGUUGGGCUGGCUGGACGGGGUGUCCCUCAGAGGCACACGGCUGCUCCUCCCUCCUACAGUGGGGAUUCACCACCUUGUAAUCCUGGGGGAGUUCAAGGCUCUGGGGUUUUACUUACUGCAUCGGACAAGCCACCGGUUGUGCAAUUCCGUUGGGCAAAUGUUGCAAUUCCAGAGGAAGAGGCAGCCGUUGUGUUGCCAGUUCUCCAGGACAGAGGUGCUCCUGGUACCAUCUUGGAGCCUCCCUUGGGAACGAAGGACUCUCCUUAGUCAAGAUACAUACUUGGAAAUCCUCCCAACGAUGAUGCCAUGUACACCAGCUAGACACCAUACUGUAGAGCUGUAGGUUGACUUUUAAGACUACUUUUUAAGAGUGUAUUAGCUAAACUAGCUUUUUUGUUUGUUUGUUUUUAAACUGUCAAUGAAUUACUUGCCCAAAGUUGUUCACUAUCCUUUGGAUACCACUGGCAUGGAGUAUUUGUGCAUGGAGUAUUAGGACAUUCGUGCUAAGGAGUUCCCUCCACUUCGGUUCAGAGAAAUCAUCCCUUGGACCUGAGGUCAUUGUUUCUAACGGCAGUGGAGAUGGAUUUGAGAAAAGAAAGUGGUGAAUAUCAACCCUCUCUCCUUGAUCACAGGAAGCUUGUUGGCUGGAUCUGACCCUCUUGUGCCACUUAUCCUAUCCCUAAGACUGCAUGGCAGUGUUCUGAAUGCCUUGCCCUAAAAUACAACAGCGUGCAGUAGGUGUGAUUUGACUGCUGCCUCACCCCAACUUUGAAUGUGAUACUUGAAGGAGCUUCUCUUAUCUGCUGGAAGGUUCUGUCUCUGAAGGAAAAGGGGUGUGUGUAUUUUGUCUGCAGCAAUGCCAGGGAAGGGGAAAGCAAAGCAAGAGGUGACUGUUAAAUACUUUUAACAAAAUAUUUUCCUUUAAGGACAGAGGGUACAGCUAGGCCUAUAAUAUUGGCUUAUAACUCAAAGAUCACCAAAUAUGGCACAGCACAGAUACUAUCCCAGAAAAAAACUCCUUAAAUGUUGCAAGUGAAGAUGCAUAGUAUUUUGGACAACUCUGUUAAGCAACACCUUGGUAUAUUUCCUCCAGUGUGAAUGCCAUUUUGGCUGGCUGGCUUACCUACCAAGGAUUCUACGUGUGCUGGAUGUCCUGUUUGAAACUGAAUGUUUGGUUAUUAUGGGGUGAUAUGCCACAUGGUAUACCAGUCAAAGGCCUCUAGGAAAAAAAAUAAGUCUAUCAUGGCCUGUGUGUAUUGUUGACCCUGAAGAGAUAACAGGCAAGCAGCAGUCAAAUGCUUCUGGGAGGAGAAGCUGUUCAGCACAGACUCCAGUAAAAUGUAUGUAGCAAUUUUUCAAUAAAAAAGUGUGUGGAGUA